This is a messenger RNA of Paramuricea clavata, 1095 nucleotides long. NCBI's taxonomy places the organism in Eukaryota, Metazoa, Cnidaria, Anthozoa, Malacalcyonacea, Plexauridae. The record is from the annotation of a GenBank genome assembly.
AUGUCGUCAUACGAUACCAGUGCUAUGUAUAAUCAAACAAAUCAAACAGGGACAUGGGCGAACAGUGACUGGAUAAAAUAUUUGGAAUUUCGGGAACAGCUUUCUUUGGCAAAGACAAUUACAAUAGCCUUUUCCGCUAUUUUAACAAUCCUUGGCAAUACUUUGGUUUUGGUGGCGACCUGGAGAGACAGAAGCCUUCACCAACCAAACAAGUAUUUUAUUGCAUGUCUGGCUGUCGCUGAUCUUUUGGUUGGUAUGGUUGUAGCACCACUGAAUGCGUAUCAACAUUUUAAACCGGCACGUACCAUGUCUAUUCAUCUGUGUCGUUUUGCUGUGUGGGCAGAUACCUUCGCGCUAACAGCAUCAAUUUAUUCACUGACAUUCAUCAGCUUCGACCGAUAUUUAAAAAUUAGUAAACCACUAAAGUAUAAAUCACGAAUGACAACUUCCACAUCAUUAAAAGUAAUUUUCAUCAUUUGGUUAAUUUCAACUGGUAUUUCCACCUACGCCGCCACUCCUCAAUCAGGAAGCAAUGGAAUCUUGACCACUGCCUUCGGUUUUUGCACUGCCGAUCGUAAUAAACGCAAAGCAUUCUAUACGUUUGUGGAAGUAUCUGCGUUCUUCCUACCCACCGUAGUCAUACUGGCCAUGUACGCUCUCAUCUUUCUUGUUGUUCGUAAACGACAAAAGAUGCUGCGAAAUGGCGAACUGGGUCAGAGUUGCGGUGUUCCGAACCAGCGAUGUGCAUUUCUUAGAGAUCUGAAGGCUAUCCGAAUGUUGUUGGUUGUCGUUGGAGUGUUUAUACUUUGUUGGUCUCCUUUCUUCAUUUUUAAUGUGUUACACCUGUACUUUCCAAAUAUUGUUGAUUGGCGUAGCAGGUCAUUAAACUACCUGUGUUCGAUCUCAAUAACUGCGGCUGUAAUAACUUUACUACCGCUGCUUAACAGUCUAUGUAAUCCAAUAAUUUAUGCUUGUCUGGACAACAUAUACAGAGAGGCUUUCAAGAAUCUGUUUCAGCGAUUGAUGUGCCGAACAAGCUCAAGAACACGACCAACACCACUCGGAAUAGAGUUACGACCACCGAGACCAAGAUAA